Molecule: messenger RNA, 1164 nt
Organism: Diospyros lotus (date-plum)
Lineage: Eukaryota; Viridiplantae; Streptophyta; Magnoliopsida; Ericales; Ebenaceae
Exons: 2
Coding region: 1-1164 (387 amino acids)
Source: RefSeq, a predicted model, not a curated record
AUGUCAGAGGUUCCACCAGAAAGGUUUCGUAUCCCAUCCAUCAAGCUCUAUGAUGGAAGCACCGACCCCUAUGAUCACGUAGAACUUUUCUCCUCUCACAUGUUGGUGCAAUUGGGAUCUGACGCGAUGUGGUGCCGAGCAUUCUCGGCUACUUUGGGAGGUCAUGCCCGGACUUGGUACUCCUGCCUUCCCCAUCGUUCCAUCAACAGCUGGGAAGAGCUGAAGACCUAUUUCCUAGCCCAUUACGCUCACUUGAAGCGGCACUGGAAGUCUUCCAUGGCUCUGGUGAACAUUAAGCAAAAUCAGGGUGAAUCCUUAAGGGAUUUCGUGGCUAGGUUCAAUGAGGAGGCGUUGAGCAUUGACGAGUUUGAUCAGCGGAUCGCAAUGAUGGCUCUCCAAAAUGGCUUGAGGGCUGGACCAUUCGCUCAGUCCUUGGCCAAGACUCCACCUCGUACUUUUACAGAGGCCCUUACACGGGCUAACAAGUACAUCAACGCUGAAGAGGUGAUGAAGGUAAAGCGGGUUGAACAACCAGACAAGAAAGAAAGAGAAAAGGAGAAGAAAAAGCCGGUGGUGGAACAGAAGACGGACUAUCGCCCAUCCCGAGCUCCUGAUCGCCUAAGUUUUGGGGGUGCACAUGGAAACCUUGUGGGUUACAUUCCCCUCAAUGCUAGUCGAGCAGAGAUUCUCUUGGCACUAGAGGAUAAGAAUUGUUUGCGACGUCCUCCCCCGCUGAAGUCUCCACCUAACACUCGAAGCAAAAAGAAGUAUUGUCGCUUCCAUCGCGACCACGACCAUGAGACAGAGAACUGCAUCCAAUUAAAAGAAAAGAUACAGGAGCUUAUCAACCGGGGUUACCUCCAGGAUUUCGUUAGUCGAGGAGGUGUGAACUCAGGCAGGAUGGAAUCCCAGCCGGAGCAAAGAAGGAAGUCUCCUACUCUUCCAGGGCCUCACUCAACUGCUCCCAAGAGCGUGGUAAAAGAGAAGGUGGUCAUCGCGUUCUCCGAAGAGGAUCUUCCGAGCUACCCCAACUAUUCAGAUCCGUUGGUGAUCACUGCUCAAGUAGGAGAGUGGGAGAUGAGGCGAAUCCUCGUGGACCUGGGUAGCUCUUCGGAGAUUCUUUACAAGAGGGCAUUCCUAGGGAUGGGGUUCACUCUCGAUUAG